AUCACAAUUUUCCGGGCGUUUGACGCAUGCGUGUGAUUCUUGGAUUGACAUCUCUAGCUUUGCGUUGACCUAUAGAUUUCCAGCCCGAAAUGAGCUCCCCUGGAUUCAUGAGUGGCUUCCACAUUCCGCACUUGGCGCCGGGGGCAACUCCAUAUGAUCCCAUGGACGCAACUUGUGACGAAUCACCGCCACCGUCGGAAAUUUCUACCGGGAGCCGUCUGGUGGCGCCUGGAAAACUAACGGCCAAUCCGAAUUCUGGUUCCCCGAGAGCACCCAUGAAACGGAAGGCUGAGCCGAUGGAGGAGGACUCUUCGGAGGCGGACAGCAAGCUGGUCUUGUUUCCCGGGCGUGACGAGAGUUAUCCGGAGGAACUGAACCGUCUGAUUGGCCCGCUGCACUGCGAGCUGUGUAAGGUGCAGGUGACGUCCCGGAAGUGCGCCCGGGAUCACUACGAGUCGAAGGCCCACGACCGCCACAUCAGCGCCUGGCUGGCCAAGAACUACACGGAGGCGGGUCUGCAGGCUCCGCCGGUGAAACGCCUGGCCAAGCAGGGACCCACCGGUCCCAAUGCCUUCCACUGCGAUCUGUGCGACCUGGAUCUCACCUCCUCCAUGCACGCCCGCCAGCACUACCUGGGCCGUAAGCACAAGCUGGUGGAGCAGCGCAUCUCGAAGCCCUCGGGAGCCGGCCACUACGAUGCAGCCGGCAAGUGGGUGCGCACGGGCAGCAAGAUCGAGGGGGAAGGAGUGAACCCCUCUGAUGGGCGCCAUGGCAUCGGAAGUCUGUUCCUCAAGGCGGAGAACUCGGCCCAAGAUGCACCAGCUGAGGAAGUACCUCCUCCGGAGAGCCCAAUUAAGUCGGACGACAAGGAGCGCACUUGCAGCCUGUGCAAAAUAGUGGUUACCUCGGCUCCCCAAAUGCAGAUCCACUUGGCGGGGGCCAGGCACCAGAAGAACAUGAAAGCUGCUGGCCAGGAUCAGUCAGCAGAAUCAGGAGAUGUCACUCUUCCGGAGGCGCCUCCGGCUCCAGCCGAGAAGCUAAGCCCUCAGGAACUGGCCAUGUAUCGCACACCAAUUGGCCAGUACUACUGCCAGCCCUGCAACAUGAUGAUGAAUCACGUUACUACCUUGCAACAGCACCUCAUCGGCAAGAAGCACCUAAAGACGGCGAAAAACCUUUCCCAGACCGAAAAGACCGCUUAAAUAGGUCAAUUUUCCAUUAAUCAUUAACAUUUAAUGAAUACCAGACUAUAAUACUUAAUUCGUAAUAUCAUAACUAUACUAGCGUCCUUAAAUAACCCCGUAGGAAAUUGAAAACAUUUCAUAUAAAUUUCCCACUUAUGUUGUAGAUCCAUAAUAUGGAGUCCAUGAAAUAAAUAAAAUUCUGUUCGAAUUGGAUACCGGUAUCCAUAAAUCAAA
Messenger RNA from Drosophila subpulchrella, 1418 nucleotides. Its product is annotated as zinc finger protein 346. The record is from RefSeq and is a predicted model, not a curated record. Gene Ontology annotation, molecular function: nucleic acid binding; zinc ion binding. The coding region runs from base 90 to 1202 and encodes 370 amino acids. NCBI's taxonomy places the organism in Eukaryota, Metazoa, Arthropoda, Insecta, Diptera, Drosophilidae. The transcript has a single exon.